This is a messenger RNA of Mya arenaria, 7759 nucleotides long. RefSeq lists its product as uncharacterized. NCBI's taxonomy places the organism in Eukaryota, Metazoa, Mollusca, Bivalvia, Myida, Myidae. The transcript is spliced from 23 exons. The coding region runs from base 690 to 5906 and encodes 1738 amino acids. Gene Ontology annotation, molecular function: protein binding. The record is from RefSeq and is a predicted model, not a curated record.
UCCCGACAACUGUGCGCUAAGGAUUCGCCGAGAUAAUAUAGAAUGAUAUAUGGACGCGUGUGGUACGUUUAUCUCCGCCCUAUGUAUUCAAAUUUACUUUUCGUUUAGGAUAUUUAGUCGUGAAUUAUUAACUGAAUAAUAAACACUUCGCUGUAUUGAGACCAGCUUAUUAAUAUUUCGGUGUCCUUAAACUUAAACGAAGGAGUUUUCUAUUGGAUUUUCGGAUAUCAAAGUGUGAGUUUGUGAAUUUUCAACUCUGGUGUGCAAGUUGGUUUGAAAUAUUUCGGUGGCUAUAUUUGGAAGUAAAUGAAUUGUGCUCCUUAAUGAUAAAAUGUGGAUGCAUUGCUCAAGAUAGCGUUUGUAGCGUGUUAACUUGAGAUAACAGUGUGUGUGAUUUACCAUAAAUAUGUAACUAUCUUGAUAUGUACGAUUUUCUCUCAUACGUGAAAUUAAACAUGAAAAUUAAAUACAAUCUUUACCUAACAAUCAAAUCUGUAUACUGUAAACGAUACUAGAAAUUUGAAGCAAACCAAAGCCUAGACUUAAUCUAAUAAAUACAGUGACCAUAUAUGCAAUAUUGCAUGUUGACAAAUUGGAUUAUUAAUAAAAUAGGAUUAAUAAUUCAAUUAUACAGAUAAAAGCUUUAACAAACAUUUAUGUGGAUUAAAAUGCAUUGUGUGGACUAACCUAUGAAAGAUUUGGAUACACUGUUCGUGACCACAAUGGAUCGCCAAAGUGGCUUAGUGUCAAGGGGAAAUGUGAUUGAAGUUCUUGACGCCAACAACGUGGUCAACCUUGAGAUUAUACAGCAUCAGAAGGUGCAGCUGGUAUUGGAAAGAACUAGCAAUGCAGGGGAAGCAAUCACUGCUGAACUGUUUGACAGUACCUGCAGGAGUGAUGUCCCUUGCUCCAGUCUCCAACACACAGUGGAACACAGGAGGACACACAGUUUCCUCUCUUUAUCCGUGCAACCUGUGGAUGAGAAGUAUGGGUCUAUGGUCCUGGUUCUCUGGGUGCUUGUUUUUGUCCUGUCAAGCAUCUUACUCACAUGGAUGAUCAGAAAAUGGUGGAAACACAAACGGAAAGAUGACAGUCUGUUAUCAGAUGGCGGUAGACAUUUAACCCCAGAGAGUGCAGAUGAGAGCACACUUACAGAUGAAAAAGUGGUAACAUCUGGAAAACACUUACCAACAGAUUUUCAAGAUGAUCUCAAACCUACAUCCAUGUCACAUCACAAGAUGUUAAAAUCUACCAGGUUGAAAAAUCUCAAUACUCAGUCACCAAGAUGGCCGCUAUAUUUAGUGGCGUGUAGCCUGCUGUCAUGUUUGGUGACUCUAUUUGCACUGAGGGGUCAUCUCAACAUUGUGACAUCAGAUGAAGAGAUGGCAACUCUCAAGAUCUCAUUCCCGAAAGAAAAGCAUAUAAGGCACAUUCGGAGCUACUCCACUGACCCUGACCUUCACAACUACCAGAUCGCCACAGAAACCAGCUCCAACCUUGUCACUAGGCUACAGUUGCUAGACUUGUCACCAAGUUGUCGCAGUAACUUGACUGGUUGUCGUGUGCAUGCAUUGUGUGAGUCAGAGAAUGGACGCGUACAGUGUCGAUGUAACAGGGGCUACUAUCUGAAGGACCUUUCAUGUGUUCCAUGCCGUACCACGUGUGCAGAUGGGUUCUAUAUGACCAAGCAGUGCAGCGCUACUGGGGAUGUUGUAUGCAAACCCUGUACGCAAUGUUCUGGAACAACUUAUGAAGCUGCCAUCUGUACUUCAACACAAGAUACCAUCUGUAUUGAUGUGACGUUUCCCCUGAAGCAGUUCCAGUCAAGAAUUGCUUCACUAAAGGAGUUGGUAGCCCUGAAUGAGAGCCUUUCCAAGAACGUGUUCCUCGAGCGACUGCAGGGUAUACGUCGCAUAGAGGAAUAUGUCCCUGUCAGCAGUAACAUGCAGGCGUUUGGCUUCACAUUUAUCAGGCCAGAGACAGGUCUCUCAAUUGAUAUCAAGCUGACGAGGCAAUACCUGAUCCCGGAAUACGUGGACAUAGACUAUCAGGGUCAAGACGACUUCGAGUUCCUCAAUGAGACGAGAAACAACGAUGACAUCUUGAACAAGGUCAAAAUGAUCAGGAAACAAUACUGCAGGCACCCAUUACCUGACUACUAUGAACUGACAAUGCAGCUUGGGAAAUACCUCUCAUACAUGGCGCGAGAGAUUGUCUGUGACUCCCAGAAUUCCUCACUCUACCCGUGUCCCCCAGGUUAUAACGAUGGGGACAAAUAUGUACUACAGGCUUUCAGUAUGCCGUGUCGUAAGCUCAAUACCAGUAGGGACCAUGUCAAUUUUGGAAACCCUCUGAGCAAGUCCAACACAAUUCUCUGCCCUGGAAAUAGUGAGCUUGCCCGAGAUAUCUUCCAAAAGCUGUAUGACGGCCCGGCAUUUCAUACCUUCCCCAGUGAAGAGUGUAAGCGUUAUGAAGAAACGUGCGGAAGAUGUCUGAUGAACAAAGCAUGCUUUAGAGGUACCAAUGCAACAGACUGCUGUAACCUGGAGUGUCACGGAAGAUCUGAGUGCCAGCUGUACUACAGUGACACGUGUCCACCAGCAAAGAUCGAGUGUGCCACAGGCAAUGUUCUGAAGUUUGGACUGAUGUCGCGGUACCACAACAUUAGGGACAAGUUUGCGUGUCAUCUACAGCAUAAGCCACCAGAGUUCUUGUACGAAUUCUCGUACGAGCCCUUUAUAAGUGGACUCAAUAUUUCGCUAGGAAGGCGGACUAAAAGGGUUGAAUUUAAAAACUUUACUGACCAUAUGGAUGGAUACCUGAGUGAGGCGUUCUUAAGGGUGAACCAUAUAACUGGGCGACAGUAUGACAAUGAGGUCAUCUUAAUUGGGUCAUUCCGUUCCAAUAUGUCUGACUACGUAAAUAACUACAGCCUACACAAGCUGAAAGAUCCGUACGACUUCAUACGAGGCGAUUACAAUAUCUACCAAAACACUAACGGUUGGUUCACAAAGAUACAGUUUGAGCGGCCGUUUUUGUAUUCAACUCAGAAGUGGCAAGCAGAUCGAUGCCAUAAAAAUUUGUCACAGAUAAUUCCAUCCCAGUCCAUCUAUGAUGAAUAUGGGGAAGCAGUGCCGGGUGCACAGAAGAGAAUGGAGCGUUCGUCGUACACAAGUUUUGACUCACCGGCUCACGUAUACGAGGUCUUGUUGAAGGAUACAGAGCCCAGAGUGGCCUUUAGUAUUCCAGAGAACGAGUCAAUACUGUCACACUACAAGGAUAGAUAUGGAGACUCGAAAAUAAGACCGUGGACAUUGCAAGGGGAAGUCACCUGGGAUAUGUACAAACAAUUGUGGAACAUUACAGUCAGAGGCUCGAUUUCUCUAUGCCCUGGAAUAUUCAGCGUGGAGGUAUUUUUGGAGAACAUCCAUUCCCGAUUGGCUGUUUACAAUAUGUUCGUAGACUGUCCACACAACUUCAGCACGACCUUUACACUGCGGUUGCGAACCAUGAAACUAGUCGAUGUUUUUAUCGUAGUCAUGAAUGAUACCUCAACCAGUCACAGACUGGUAUUGUCUUCAAUCCAACAACCCCAAUUAUUUGCACCUGCUGAAAAUGAAGAAAUUUCGAAAGAAAUGACGGAAACUGGACCUUGGUUGAUAUUAUUGGUGAUUUUAGCAGUUUGUCUGACUGUGUCGCUCUUCUUGUUAAUGUUUUAUAUUUACUGUAACAAACAUAAGCCUAAGCCGCUAAUGGCUGACCUACCUGUUCCAAAGCCAGAUCUUGGACCUCAGAUAACGCUGCUGCAACAUAUUGACAAAUUUCAGGAUAAGAGAAUGUCUUGGAGAACUAAAUGUAUUAUGUUCGUGUUGGGUGCUUUAUAUUUGACCUACGCCUUCAUUUUCACAUUUACUGCUUUGUUCGGUGUUUUCCAUAUCAUUCAGGGAUCAAGCAUUAGUGAAGUGUCUGUCGCCACGAAUGUCAGCACACAUAUACAAACAAUUCUGCAAACUAAUCUGGAUAAGAUUAUUGACAAUGAAAAUACUCAAAAGGAUGAUAUGUUAAAGAAUAUAAAAUUAAGACUGACGGCAUGUAAUAACCAUUUGAAGAAGUCAUUGAAUGAAAGUAAGAGCAACGACAUAAACUCUGAACUCUCGAAAACCUUAUCUGAUAUGUUUAAACAUUCGGGAAAAGUGAAUUCAAGACUGAACGAUUUCUUCGCUAAGCAGGAAAAUGUUUAUGGAAGUGAAGUGGACAAGUUUUACAAGGAGUAUAAUAAAACACUGCAUAUAAAUCUCAAUAAACUGCAAAAUACUUAUGCACUGUAUUUGAAAUCUGUGGCGGAAAAUAAGUGGUUUAUUUUUCCGAAGCAGAGAUUUAUGCAACAACAGUUGUUAAGGGGACGUAGACUGACAAAGGUCACGGACGACUUGGCUGGAUUUCUUCAGUGGCUAGAAAUUGAUAAAGUACAAGAGAUCUUCGAAAUUAAGGAAAUCCUAUUUCAGAGAGUUGUUCAGAUGAUGCCAAAAUUGGACUUCUCCAAGCUUCUAAAUGAAUCUGAUGCGGGAGAGGACCAAGCGUCUUUCAACCUUGAAUUAAAUGCAGCAGUCAACAAGUUUCAAUUCACAUACUCUAAACAAGAAAGUAGCUUGAACAAAAUAUACCUGACUAGAGACUUCUAUGAUACUGAAGAUAACUAUGAAAGCGUUGAAAACAAAAACACUUUGACUAAUAUUCGCGGUAUAAUAUAUCCAGUGUUUAUAACUGUGUUUUUGCUAUUAGAUAUGUGUUUAAUAGCAUACAGAUUAUCAUGGAUGACUAAGAGUAUUCACUAUUUUAAGAAUGGAUUAGAAGACAGAGUUCCAUGUAAUUCCAUUACUAGAAAGAUUUAUUUCAUUCUUACGGGAAGAGAUAUUCCGAAACCAGAUACAAACUUUGAUGACCCUUAUGACCAGUUUAAAAUGAUGCAGAAGAAAAAUUUCUGGAAAAAUCGUCAGACUUAUUUUUUGUAUUGCCAGAGUCCACCAAGGAGAAGGGAAGAAAUUUUGAAUGAAAUAAUGGAAAAAGAAAGACUGGAGAACCCUAGGCAAGAAAAUCCAGCAGAUAAAAAGAAUAGUUGUAGAUUAUGUGGAGAAAAAAUACUCAAAACAUUGUACGGAAUGUUUUUAUCUGCAGUAUUUUGGAGAUUAGUUUUAAUGUGUGGAUUUGUGUUAAUUUUAUGUUUGGUUGCUAAGGCAACCAAUGACCUAGUUACAAUGGAGUCGGCCAUGUUUUUAUUGGACACCAAUGCGAUGGUGCCAAUUCUAGAACGCCAGUAUGACAUCAGCAGUGAUGUCGUAAGCCAAUAUGGAGCCUACCUCAAUGAUUUUCUGACGGGGUACAAGCGCCACCUAGACGGGGAAGUUCAGCUGAUUAACAACAUCCUCAUCAGUGUCGCUGAGAGACAGAAACUGCUGUUGAAUACUGUGAUCUCUGAUAUGUGCAAUCUGGCGGGAGGUGAGGAGUGUUACAAGGGCGUGGAUUUAGUCACAAUCGCCCUAACCUCGUGUAACUUUCUCCCCCUACACACAAACUUAAAUACAGGUUUAAAAAGCUCUCUGUUCCUGGAAGCUGUUCAGCACGAGUUGUCCCCCUUGGUUACAAACAUUAGAAGCAUACUGUUCGGAACGAUUUAUCUUCUCCUGACAUGUGCUUGCAUGAUGAUUGUCUGUCAGAUAGCUGCAAGGGUUAUAUACGUGUAUCUAAGGAACUCAGACCAUUUAAAACUGAUCAAAAUAUAUCAGCUACCUGGACAGUGUAGCGAAUUGCAAGAUAUGCCACACUUUUCGAACGAGAAUGAAAAAUAUGAAAACCAGUCGGUUAUAGCAGAAAGCUUUGAAAGCGGUGUUUGUGAUAUGAAUAAUUGACUAAGAAUGUGCGCAUGCCGAAGAUGAAGUGAAAGUUGAAAUGUUUGAUUGGUGCAGAACCGUUUUAGUCCAAACCUGUUUGUGUUCGAUUUUUGAGAAAUUUUAAUAAUUGUUGUUACUUGAUGGAAUUUGUUUGAAAAUAUCGCUGUUUUGAAGUAAAAAAAUUAAAUAUAGUAUUUCAUAUGUAUAUAUGUAUUUGGAACAUGCACUUUUUGAAGUUAACCUUUGAAAAAUUCACUUUUAUUCCUUACCAUGAUAAAAAUUACAUAUUUUAAGUAAAUAUUACUUUUCUGACAUUUGUACUAUUUUUCUCAGUUUUUUCUUUAUUACAUAAUAACGGAACAAUUGUCCUAAUGGAAACAGCAUCCAGAUCCAUCCCAGAAAUGAGUUAUUUUAGUGUUGUUUUGUUCCAAGAGAGCAAUAUUGUAACAUGUUGUUAUAAACUGAUUAUAUCGGUGUAUAUAUCCCAUUUAAUGAUCAAGAGAAUAUUUAGUUAUAUUUCAUGGAUGGCAUAGCCGCAAGUUACUGUUAGUGUUAAUGAGGUGAAAUAUAUUGUGAUAUUACACUGACACAAACAAUUUUUUAUUGUAUUAUAUGUUUAAAAAAGGAUUUUAAAUGAGUUAAUUGUAGUUUUUCUGAAAAGCGUGCCAAAUUGUAUGGCACGUAAUGUCAUUUCAGAAGUGAAGUUGUGGAAUUUGUGUCCAGGCCCUGUGGGCGCUGACAUUUGAUUUGGAAUUUAAAGCGGGCUAUAAUAAUAAAAAAAAGUGAAAAGUAUCAAAAUGUUAUUUCACUGUUUGAAAUAUUGAAAUAUCAUUUUUAUUUCACUGAUAGAGCUCUAUAAACCACCAGAAAGCAUAUACCGAUAGUAAAAAGUGGUAUUUACUGUGACAAAGUUGAUGUGAAUAUCAAUUUUUGUUGUCAAUAGAAUGGGAUAUAAACUGAUAUCACAAGUCUGUUACUGUUGCUUUUAGUAGUAAUCUCCCUUGAUUAACCUUUGGCUGUACAAAAAGUCAUGAAUAAAGUCCAAAAAAUUUAUUUUAUAAAAAUAUGUCACUGUGGUUAAUUUUAUUUCCAGUCGCUUAUUUAAUCAUACCAUACAAAAAAAGUCAUGGAAUACAUUCACAUUCUGUAACAUGCAUGCAUGGCCCAUGUUUGCAAAUUCACAAUUUUGAUGCAGAAAAUAAUACUCUGAACACAACUUUAAGUUAAAAAUAUAACAAUUGAUGUUAAUAAUUGUGAUUUUUCAUUUUUUUACUUUUUCAAAAUGUGGGAGAAAUUUCCAACAAAAAUUGUUGGGCUGAUUUCCCAAUUGGAAAAUCGAAAUGUCAAUGGGAAGGCCUUUUUACCAUUGGAUUUUCACUGCAAAAGUUUACUUUUAAUAUAAAAUUAUCAUAUUUCUAAAUAAAAUAUGAGGAAUCAAAAAUAUGUUUUAUUUGUAUAACAGAACAUAUUCCAAUGAUACAAAAAUAUGAAACAUCAGUUGGAAAUCAAAGAAAAUAAGUUUGCCAAAAUUCCGGAUUUGCAAACUUAAUCCGGAUGCUGUUCAACAUACUUUCAAAUUGCCCCUCCUGUCCAAGAUGCUACCAUUGGCGGCCAUAACCACAUUCUGUGAUGGCUCUAGUUUCUACUGACUCAUGCUUUAAUUACAAGUGUAUAUUAUAGCAUUUGUAUAUCUAUUCUUUAAUUGCAGUUACUGUAAUUUAGCUUUAUGAUUUUAUACUUUACAAAUUUGAAAUAAUUCACACAUAUUGCAUAUUUCAAUGUAUUAUGCAUGUUAAUUAUCAGUUGUUCACAACAAAUACAGUGUUUCAUGUUGUAUGUACUAGUGACUGUUUCAAUAAAAUUUAAACUAC